Messenger RNA from Penaeus chinensis, 1094 nucleotides. Its product is annotated as ribonuclease kappa-like. NCBI's taxonomy places the organism in Eukaryota, Metazoa, Arthropoda, Malacostraca, Decapoda, Penaeidae. Gene Ontology annotation, molecular function: RNA endonuclease activity. The record is from RefSeq and is a predicted model, not a curated record. The transcript has 3 exons. The coding region runs from base 88 to 369 and encodes 93 amino acids.
UUGUCCUGGCGAGCAACAGGUCGAACCAAAACAAUCCGAUCACGAGUUGACAGGAGGAUUUCUCCCAGCGAAGAGUCAGGCGGCAGGAUGAAGAUUUGCGGCCCCAAAUUGUCCCUUUGUUGCACCAUUUUGAGUGUAUGGGCCAUCAUACAGCUCGGGUUGAUGGCCAUCUUCUUCUAUGUAAGAUCCCCUGCCUUCAUUGAGGAUCUGAAGAUUGAAGAUGCUGAUCACCAUGAUGCACAAAAAUUCCUGGAAGCCAUAGAUACUUCAUAUUCGACGAUUGCCGUCAACUGUGCAAUUUCUGCAGGGCUGUAUGUAGUGACUCUUGCCGUUUCUGGCUGGCAAAUGUGGGUGAACAAGAACAGUUAGAGAGAUUAUAUUUAGGAGAACAUCAGGGAAAAUAUCUAUUGAUGUUGAGCUAGAGAAGAAACAUCUUUGUUUAUCCCUCUUUUUUUUUCUUUCACAUAUACCACAGAAAAUGUUUAAAAUUUUAAUAGAUGUAUGAAUAUAUAUAAAUACUUUUUCUUGUUUUCCCUCAUAGUUUUCAUUGGUAUUUCACAAUAAAGGGACAUGUUUACCUUUCUGUUUUGACAUUCCCAGAAGUUAAAGAGCCUUAUCCAGUUACACCUUGGGAGUAAUGUUUGCAAUAGACUAUAUACAUUAUCUACUGUUACCAUGCACAAAAGCCAGACCAUUAGUAUUAUAUACCAUAAGAAAAUAAGAAAAAACAUUGAGUAGAAAAAAAAUCGGAUUUUUGUAAAUGUGUUUUAAUUAAUUGGGUUGGAUAAAUCCUCCAAGUAAUCAAAGUUUAAAUAGCAGGUAACAGGUGAUUUUAAGAAGUAACAAGGAUAGUAAAGUUAUUUUGUUUGUUUGUUUGGUUUCUCUUGUAGAUUUUGUUUGGUUGUGGUACAUGUAUGAAAACAACUACCUUAAAAGAUAGUAAGAAUACUUCUUUUAAAAAUAUUAUUAAUUGUACAGGUAUGAGUCUGUUCUAAUUUGGUGAGUUGUAUAAGUGUAAAUUAUGUAUAUUUAUGUACAUUCCAGUGUGUAUUAGUUAGGCAGAGUCAGUAAUAAAACUAAAGAUAUUAAAAAAA